Molecule: messenger RNA, 1008 nt
Organism: Phanerochaete carnosa HHB-10118-sp
Lineage: Eukaryota; Fungi; Basidiomycota; Agaricomycetes; Polyporales; Phanerochaetaceae
Exons: 2
Coding region: 1-1008 (335 amino acids)
Source: RefSeq, a predicted model, not a curated record
AUGGCCGAUGUCUCUGUCGCCAGCAGUCCCACCCCAAGCCCUCAAACGCUCGAGCACCCUUCUCUGUACUUCGCAGACGGCGACAUAGCACUCUCUGCCCGCGAAUCGGACAUGCUGACAUACAUCUUUCGUGUGCAUCGGCUGUUCCUAUCGCACUACGCGGUAGGCCUGCGAGGCAUGAUAGCCGCGGCUACUGGUGGAGACGCCAUCGAGGAAUACGACUGUGUCCCUCUAGUGCGGAUGCCAGAAGAGGACUGUGCGGAGGAUGUUGCACGCUUAAUUGAAGUUAUAUAUGACAUCUCUUCCUUGCCUCGCAGACUAGCGGCAGGCAGACGCGCGGACUCCCCUCUACUCCUAUCAGGUCUGCUCGACAUCUCAGACAAGUACAAGAUUCCUGGUAUCGUGUCGGUCAUCAAGGAGCAUGUCCGCAAGGAAUGGCCCACAACGCUGGCGGGUUGGGAGAUACGGCAAAUAGAGCUCCAAUCUACCGCUACGCACGACAUCUUACCAGAACCCGUCUCCGCGAUCCAGUUUGCGACCGCCUACGAUAUUCCUUCCAUACUCCCCGCCGCAUUUUAUCAUCUCGCUGUGCUCCCCACGAAGCGUGACUGGCACGAUGUCCCAGAGCGGCCCAGCCUGCCAGCGCAGUCGUACCCAGUGGCGAACUCGCACGCCGCUCGGUGGUUCUCACUCGACGAUUGCAACGCGGUCCGCUUCACCAAGGGCCGCGACGCAAUGCUCGAGUACUACUUUGCGCACUUUGCCGACAACAUGGUGCCCGUGACUGACGCAUACGGCCGCCGCGAUACGGGCUGCAUCUGCAAGUUCGAGUCCCUCCAGACCGAGAUGCAGUGCGCGGGCGUAUGUCAGAACCUCGACUGCUUGCAGGAGCUGAAGCGGCUGAUCGAGCGAUGCGACCAUGCGCACGGGUUUUGCGGCCGGUGUGUUACGCGCGUUCGUCAGAAUUUCGCGAAGCUCCGCGCGGAUAUCUGGAAUAGGCUGCCCUAA